Molecule: messenger RNA, 579 nt
Organism: Aspergillus alliaceus
Lineage: Eukaryota; Fungi; Ascomycota; Eurotiomycetes; Eurotiales; Aspergillaceae
Product: GrpB family protein
Exons: 2
Coding region: 1-573 (190 amino acids)
Source: RefSeq, a predicted model, not a curated record
AUGGCACCAUCUAUCGAGGCAAUUAUCAAGCAUUAUGAGCUUGAUCCAAGUUUGAUUGAAAAGGUCUCGGAGCGCAGGGAACCCAACAAAAUUGAGAUCAUCAAUCCAGAUCCCUCCUGGCCUCAACGCUAUCAGCUACUCAAAUCCCGUAUUGAAACCGCCCUUGGUUCCAGAGUUCUCGCCAUCACCCACAUUGAUGCCGUGGACAUUGAUGUCACUGUCACCGACCCUACCGACGAGGCCUCCUACUUUACCUUGCUUGAGGCUGCAGGGUUUCACUUCCGCACACGCCAGCCGCACUGGCACCAGCACCGCUUUUUUAGUUGCUACGAGCCUACCGCAAACGUUCACAUCUUUGGGCCGGACUGUCCUGAAGUAGUGAGGCAUUGUCUGCUCCGCGAAUGGCUAGCAAAAUGUCCUGAGGACCGGGAGCUUUAUGCGCAGACGAAGAGACAGGCGGCGAAAGAGACGAUAGAGGCGGGAGAGAGGCUGGCCAAGUAUAAUUUAAGAAAGCAAUCAGUGAUUCAAGAGAUUUUGGAGCGGGCAUUUCGGGAAGCUGGGUAUAUUCAAUGAGAUGAU